Psammomys obesus (fat sand rat) is the source of this 2442-nucleotide messenger RNA. Its product is annotated as carcinoembryonic antigen-related cell adhesion molecule 1-like. NCBI's taxonomy places the organism in Eukaryota, Metazoa, Chordata, Mammalia, Rodentia, Muridae. Gene Ontology annotation, cellular component: plasma membrane; cell surface. The transcript is spliced from 5 exons. Gene Ontology annotation, molecular function: protein tyrosine kinase binding. The coding region runs from base 1 to 2052 and encodes 683 amino acids. The record is from RefSeq and is a predicted model, not a curated record. Gene Ontology annotation, biological process: signal transduction; regulation of immune system process.
AUGGCUCCGACGGAGGAGCUGAAGCCGGGAGACUGCUUACUCCACACUGCUGAGCUGAGGCGGCUGAACACGUGGGCGGGUCGGCUGGUGUCGGGAGGAGGAGGCCGAGACCACCCACGCGAGGAGGCUGUGGCAGACAGUUUCUGUGCACACUGGUUUACCCGGAGGCCAGUCAUUCAUAACAUCCACUUGUGGACGAGAACAAGACGUUGCCCCCUGAGCCCGACCCCCGCACUCCCGUGGGUGUGGACACUGGGGUCCUUGCUGGAGCUCGCCGGUGAGCCCAACGGUUCUCGAGUGCGCCCUAACGCCUCUGUGCCCGCAGCCUCCCUCCUGGCCGCGUGGAGCGGGGAGCCAGCCGGCGCGGAGCCCGCCGUGGAGCCCGCUGUGGAGCCCGCCGUGGAGCCCCAGCCGCGCGCCGUGCUGGAGGGGGGCGCCGUGGUCCUGCGCGCCCGCGGCCUGCCCGCCGGCCUCCUCGGCUUCGCCUGGUUCCGGGGCGAGGGCUCGCUGGACGACGACCUGCUGCUGGCCUACGACGCGCGGGCCGGGGCCACCAGGCUGGGCAGGCGGCACAGCGGCCGGGAGGCGCUGCUGGAGGACGGGUCGCUGACGCUGCGCAACCUCAGCCUGGAGCAGGCCGGCCUGUACACGCUCACCGCGCGCUCACUGCGCGCCGGCCUCCGCCCCAGCUCCGCCUCCGCCAACGUCUCCGUGUACCCCCGCGUGAGCAAGCCCUCCGUGAGCAGCAGCCGCGGGGCCGCCGUGGAGGGCGGCGCCGCCGUGGAGCUGACGUGCGGGCCGCCCUCCCCGAACACCACCUACGUGUGGCGGCUGAACGGCCAGCAGCUGCCUGGCGACCGGGCCGUCGCCCUGUCCCGCGGCAACACCACCCUCACUCUGCUCGAUGUGUCCAGGCGCUUCGGGGGGCGCUACGAGUGUGAGGCCUCGAACCCGCUGAGCGCCUCCCGGAGCGACCCGCUCACCCUGGACGUCCUCUACGGCCCGGACACCCCGGAGAUAUUUCCCCCGGACAAGUACUUUGAGGAGGGACGGAGCCUGUGGCUCUCGUGCCAGGCCGAGUCCCACCCCCGGGCGCGCUACUCCUGGAGCAUCAACAGAGGACCGUGGGAGGCCAAGGAGGAGGUGCUGGUCCCCAAGGCCAGCCUGCAGGACAGCGGGCUGUACGCCUGCCUGGCCACCAACCCGGCCACGGGCCACACAAGCUCCAAGGUCAAGGCGGUCACCGUAGUGGGUAGGUGGCCUCUCUGGGCCGGGGCCUGGCUUUCCGUGAAGAGCGAGGAAGUGGUGCCGUGUCCACACUCGAAGGCAAACCCCAGUUCCCUGUGGCCCAGGAGGCUCCCUCUCUCUGAACGCACGGGCCUCCCCCUGCUGACCUGGGCCUGGGGAGCGAUGCCCGAGCAGGGACCACUCCCGCUCCCCCUCCCCCGUCACCUCCUGCCUUUCACACUCUUCAUGAUCUCACUCUGGUUUUCCACCUUCGGGAUGGAAACAUCCCCGAGAAGACGGUGGCUGGGUGGCAGCUCCCCGUUCUGCCUGCCCCGUGGGCUGGCUUCCCCGAGGGCUGGCGGAAACUCACAGAAAGACCCCGUUAGCCGCUCCUCUCUUCUCUCCACAGAGGAAUUGCCAAAGCCCCACAUCCAGAUCAAAAACAAGACCGUCCUGGAGAAGCACUUGGUAGCCCUGACGUGCGAGCCGGAGAGGGCCGGCGUUUCCUUCUGGUGGACGUUCAACAACCAGAGGCUGACGGCCACAGACAGGGUGAGCUUCUCCUGGAACAACAGUCGGCUCACCAUCGACCCCAUCACCAGGAGGGACGCCGGCAUCUACCAGUGCGGGGUGUCCAACCCCCUCGCCUCCAGGACCAGCGACCCCGUCAACCUGGCUGUGCUCUGUGAGUGGCGCGGGAGCGCCGUCCCCCACCUCUCACCAGGGGCAGGGCACAGGUGCCAUGGUGCCACAGGGAGGGCGGAAGGCAAGCGAGUGGCUCAGGUUCUCCGCUCCCCCCUCCCCCGAGUCAUAGGGAUCCGCUAACGAACGUCAUUCCACAAAACUGUGUCUCUCUCUUGAUCCAGCUCCCAUACAAAUGAUUGACUCCAUUAUAUUAGUUAAACAAGCUUCACAGCACAAGAACUGAGCAGCUCCCACUCUAUUCUCUAAGCUAAUCUGGCUUCCUCCCAGCACGCAUCCCAGAGCGACACUCUGUGACUUCUCCCGCUAGCUCACUCUCCUAGUUCCUCCCCUGGCUGCAGGAAGCCCAGCCCUUUUCGCUCCCCUGCCCAGUGAUUGGCUGCCUUGGUGGCCUAUCAGGGGACAGCUGGGAGUAGUGUUUACACAGCACUGAGACAGGAGAUGCUCAGAAGAAGGACUGUGACCAGGUGCGCGUGUGGGGAGCAGAAAUCAGCGUCUGAAUUACACAAUGGC